CUUUUCUCAUAUGACUGUGGUACAUAGAACAUUAUUAAUAUAGCGACACCACCAUCUUAUUGAACUCGAUUCUCAUUUAAUCUAAUUAUGAUAAUCACGAAUCUUGAGUGUUUCCGUAUCAUUUCAAAUAUAGCUAUACAUCAAAAUGGACAUAUUGUUACAGAGAGCAUUGAUACAUGUGUGCUGGAUUAUUGUUCUCUUUAACACCGCAUGCUGUCUGACCUGCGGCCAAACUCCAUGUUCGGAUGAAGAAUACUGCUGCAGUCAGAAACAAGGAGAGCCGAAGAAUUGUUGUUGUAGAAGUGAUACCACAGGAUUUAGUAUAACUUGUGUUUCCGGAACUUCUACCGUAUCUGGGUUCCCUUGGUGGGGAGUGCUACUUAUUGUUGUCGCUGUAGUUGGAAUCAUUACAGCAGUUGUAUUUGUAAUAUAUAGAAGAAAGAAGAGGCAAACUUAUGGACAAAUCUAGAGUGAAGAAACGAUCUUAGUUGUGUUCAUCCUCAUAUAAAUACUUUAAAAUGUUGCACUAUGUAACAAACAUAUUACAAGGUUGCUAAUACUGAUUUUUUCCGUAAAAUAUCUAAAUAUUUCUCUAAGGUUUAGUUUAAAUGUUAGCUUUUGCUUCAUUUUUCAAAGUAAGAUUUGUGAAUAAUCACUUUUUACUGUUGACCCAUUCUUUAACAUCAUAGAUAUAACUAGGGCGAUUCCAGUUUUACUAUUUAAGUUCUUUCAUGUGUUCAUAUUUAGCAAAUCACAUGAAUACAAAUUGUAAAGCUACCAUAAGAUUGAUAUUUGGAAGGAAAAAGUUUGUAGAUAUUUUAUGUCGAUUCUAAAUCAGUUUUUGUGCGAUAGUCUACACUACAGAAUAAUCAUUAUUGGAUCAAUUUAUACGAUAUAAUUUGUGUACACCCGGUUUGGAGUUUAAGGUCAAACGAUAAGGUGUGUUAAAGAUUUUCACUACUGUGUGUGUUUAUCUAACUUUUUUUGUUGCAUAUCAAACUAAAAAAUCUGACCAUGGCGAGAAAUAUCGAGUAUUCUCUCCAUUGAUUAUCGACUGUCUUAAGCAAUUCCCCCCCCCCGCCCCCCCCCCCCCCCCCCCCCGCCCUCCCACCCCCACUGGAUUGCUUCCCUUACAGUAGCUAAGCCGAUAAUAAAUAAUUCACUUUCAUAGAUUUUGGAUUGAUCGUAUUAUUGCUUUGUGCAAUAUAUAGCAGUAAAGCUCGCGUAUUAUCAUGUAGGAAGCAACAUAACCGUCUGCAUUUAUAAAUUCUGUUACUUAGUAGAUUCAUAUAAAAAUUAUCAUUUCUGUAAACAAUAAAACAUCUCAGUAAAAAACAUAUGAAAAAACAUUAUGUUAGCUUAUGAUGUUACAGAAUUCGUGUUUUAAUAUAACAGAAAAUAAAUACAUUUAGAUA
Molecule: messenger RNA, 1415 nt
Organism: Mercenaria mercenaria
Lineage: Eukaryota; Metazoa; Mollusca; Bivalvia; Venerida; Veneridae
Exons: 4
Coding region: 146-469 (107 amino acids)
Source: RefSeq, a predicted model, not a curated record